CCCAAUCGGAUAAGAAGAAAUUUGUAGGGAGAAAUAAACAAAUUUAUUAACAAAAAUGGAAAAGGUUUUCUCCGUUGAAGAAUUUUCCGGUAACCUUCUCUGGUCGGAGCUAGCGAAAGAGGCCGAUGGAACGACGGCGAUGAAUCGUAGCGACUCCGAGUGGGCAUUUCAUCGUUUCAUACAAGAAUCCUCAGCCGCCGGAGAAGCUACGACGGCGUCUGGUGUUUCCGUCUCUGGACCUCCUUCUCCGAGUGUUCCGGUCGAUUCCGAGGAAUACAGAGAGUUCCUUAAGAAUAAACUCAAUCUAGCUUGUGCUGCUGUCGCCAUGAAAAGGGGAUCUUUCAUUAAACCUCAGGAGACGUCUGGUAGAUCUGAGAAUGGAGGAGCAUACACAUCCAGUGCAUCAGAACAAGCCUCUCUAGCUUCUUCCAAAGCUACACCAAUGAUGAGCAGUGCUAUAACAAGUGGAUCUGAGCUCUCAGGUGAUGAAGAAGAAGCUGAUGGUGAAACAAAUAUGAACCCUUCUAAUGUUAAGCGUGUGAGAAGAAUGCUUUCUAACAGGGAAUCAGCUAGACGGUCCAGAAGAAGAAAGCAAGCACACCUGAGUGAGCUAGAGACACAAGUUUCACAGCUUCGUGUAGAGAAUUCCAAGCUCAUGAAAGGUCUCACUGAGGUAACUCAGACAUUCAAUGACGCAGCUGUAGAAAACAGAGUUUUGAAAGCCAAUAUCGAAACAUUACGAGCCAAGGUGAAAAUGGCUGAGGAGACAGUGAAGAGAAUCACUGGCUUCAACCCAAUGUUCCACACCAUGCCUCAGGUUUCAACAGUGUCUCUUCCUCCAGAGACAUCAAAUUCUCUAGACGAAAGCAUCCACGUCACCACACCACCAGAGACCAGCUCAGGCAACAAAAGCAAGGCCUUGAUCGGGUGCAAAAUGAACAGAACAGCUUCGAUGCGUAGAGUUGCUAGCUUGGAACAUCUGCAGAAACGUAUUCGAAGCGUUGGGGAUCAGUAAGUAGCUGCUAAGAAGAAACUUGAUUUGUAACAUCGUCACAAGAGAGAAACAGAGAGUGAGUCAAAAGUUAAUAUUGUUCUGUAAAAAGUUGUCUGUUUUUCUUUUUCUAAUAACCAUUUUGAAGUACACUUAGUUAUCUCUGAUUCUGUCUUCUUCUUCUUCUUCUUCUUUUUCUUCAACAAUUUGUCUCCAACAUCAUCUGCUGUAAAUACUGCAAAGGUAGCAAGGAUUUAUCAAAUUCAAGC
Molecule: messenger RNA, 1260 nt
Organism: Eutrema salsugineum
Lineage: Eukaryota; Viridiplantae; Streptophyta; Magnoliopsida; Brassicales; Brassicaceae
Product: basic leucine zipper 63
Exons: 6
Coding region: 56-1015 (319 amino acids)
Biological process (GO): regulation of DNA-templated transcription
Molecular function (GO): DNA-binding transcription factor activity
Source: RefSeq, a predicted model, not a curated record